AAUAUUCCAAAAAGCUUCCCCUCGUGAGUUGCGUUGGGCCUUCACUUACCAGUCAAUUGCCAUAGACUGGUUGUGCACAUUCUCUGUCCAUCAUCAAUCAUGUCCACUGCCGCGGUAGCCCAGAAACCUCCACACCUUCUAGUCUUUCCCUACCCAGCUCAAGGCCACAGCCUCCCUCUUUUAGACCUUACCCACCAACUCUCUCUCCGCAACUUUACCAUAACCAUCAUAACCACUCCCAAAAACCUCCCUACACUCUCUCCGCUCCUCUCCUUCCACCCUCGAAUUCAAACUCUAAUCCUCCCUUUACCGUCUCAUCCUUCGCUCCCUGGCGGCGUGGAGAAUGUCAAAGAGCUCGGUAACGCAGGAAACUUACCCAUAAUCGCAGCCUUAAGCAAGCUUUAUCACACUAUUAUCCAGUGGUUUCGUUCCCACCCUAACCCUCCUGUUUCUCUCAUUUCUGAUUUCUUCCUCGGGUGGACACUACGCCUGGCUAACGAGAUCAAUAUCCCCAGAUUCGCCUUCUUUUCAUCCGGUGCGUUUCUGGCAGCGGUUGCUGACCAUUGUUGGAAUAACCUUGAGACCGUAAAGACUUUAGACGUCGUGGGCUUCGUUGACUUGCCCAGAUCACCGUCGUUCAAGGCGGAGCACCUGCCAUCUAUAUUCCGAUUGUACGAGGAAUACGACCCUGAUUGGCAGGUCGUUAGGGAAGGAAUGCUUGCAAAUACCUUGAGUUUUGGGUGCAUCUUCAAUAGCUGUGAGGCUCUGGAGGGUGAAUAUUUGGGUUUCUUGAAGAAGAAAAUGGGGCACGAGAGAGUAUUUGGGGUUGGCCCUCUAAGCUUGUUGGGUCCGGAUCAUUCCAGUCGGGGAAACCCCGAUUCGGGUUCUUUUGCCCACGUGUUCGAUUGGCUCGAUGGGUGCCCGGAUGGAUCCGUAGUCUACGUCUGCUUUGGGAGUCAAAAAUUGAUGAGCAAGGCACAAAUGGAGGCACUGGCGUCGGGUCUCGAAAAGAGCAUGGCUCGAUUCAUUUGGGUUGUCAAAAUGGGCACAACCCAACAGGUGGAAGACGGGUAUGGGAUAGUACCCCAUGGGUUCGAGGAACGGAUCGCUGGGAGGGGCUUGAUCAUAAGGGGGUGGUCGCCACAGGUGAUGUUAUUGAGUCACCGAGCGGUGGGUGGAUUUCUGAGUCACUGUGGUUGGAACUCUGUUCUAGAGGGAAUAGUGAAUGGGGUGCUGAUAUUGGCUUGGCCUAUGGAAGCGGACCAGUUUGUGAAUGGGAAAUUGUUGGUGGAGGACUUGGGGGUAGCGGUGAGGGUAUGUGUGGGGGCAGACUCGGUGCCAGACUCGGACGAGUUGGGAAAAGUGAUUGGUGAGUCGAUGAAUGGGGUUGGAUAUGAAGGAGAGAAAAUGAGGGCCAAGGGUUUGAAAGCCAAAGCGGUGGGAGCUGUGAGAGAUGGUGGGAGGUCUUCGAAAGACUUGGAUGAGCUGGUCAAUGAGCUGUGGAAAUUACAAGCCAAAGCCAAAAAAGACCAAUUACAGAUGCAACGAUAGUGAUAAAGAUGUGAACAUGGCAUGCAAAUUGCUUCUGAACCAAUCGAAAUCUCCUCCAAGCAAAUAGGGCAGUGUUGAUUUAUAGACUCUUCAACUUUCACCAUCUCCAAAGCUUCAAUGGAUGAUUUAGUUGCGGGUGCUAGGCAUAAACCUGGAUCAUCAUCAUCACUCUCAGCCUCAAAAAUUAUUGGUGGAACUUCAAUGUUAAUUGCCAAAUGCAGAACCUUGUGACGACCCAUAUUGUAUUUAUAAUGAUCACUUGCUAUUUGACGAACAUUGUUCAGUAUUUGGUCUAUCAAGAAUUCCUGAAUAGGCACAUUCAUAUCAAGAAGAAUUUGACGUACAGUAGACCUGGAUGUUUCUUCAUGCAAGAAACGGUUGCGUUCAACUAGGAAUGUGCGUUGGCUAGUGUCACAUUCCGAGUUGGCAUAAAGCAGAAGUGAAUUUGAUUCACUUUCAUCAUCAUCAUCGACAUCUUCUUCUUCCUCCAUUGCUGAAUCGAGGUGAGGCAUGAAGGUGGCUAUGACCUUGAUGGAGAACAUAUCGCUGGAGAUGGAAGCAUUAUCCUCUGGUUCAGAAAUGUCAUCAACUGGAAUAACAUUGCAAUAAAUUUCAUAAUCUUCUAUUGAUAUCUCCAUUAAAAGAAUGAGAGAGUA
Messenger RNA from Hevea brasiliensis (rubber tree), 2207 nucleotides. RefSeq names its product UDP-glycosyltransferase 89A2-like. Gene Ontology annotation, molecular function: UDP-glycosyltransferase activity. Lineage: Eukaryota; Viridiplantae; Streptophyta; Magnoliopsida; Malpighiales; Euphorbiaceae. Bases 100 to 1551 code for a protein of 483 amino acids. The transcript is spliced from 2 exons. The record is from RefSeq and is a predicted model, not a curated record.